This is a messenger RNA of Temnothorax curvispinosus, 1087 nucleotides long. RefSeq names its product tubulin polyglutamylase complex subunit 2. The record is from RefSeq and is a predicted model, not a curated record. Bases 28 to 831 code for a protein of 267 amino acids. The transcript is spliced from 2 exons. Lineage: Eukaryota; Metazoa; Arthropoda; Insecta; Hymenoptera; Formicidae. Gene Ontology annotation, biological process: protein polyglutamylation.
AAGACGGAGGGUAAGAAUUCCGAGACGAUGUCGUUCUGUGUGGACAUUGUCACCGAGGAUUCCUUCUACGAGAAUCUGACCCUCGGCGUGGUCAAGAUCCUCGAGGGCUCGCCGUGCGUGAGAAAUGUGCGAGUCGAGAGGCGAAACGGCUGCGAAUCCGGCGCCAUUACCACCUGGGAGCAACGCCAUUGCUGCACGCUUCCCGAGGACAUCCGGAAUUUUUACGCCUCCAUCGACGGUUUCCUGCUACAGUGGAAUCUUGAUAUAUCAGGCGAGGAAUUCUCAAUAGGUCGUAUGGAAAUCGGCGGUCUUUCGUCGCUAAAGAGAUACGUCGGCAAGGAUCGGCAGGCGGGACCAUCGACGCAAGAAUCGGGGGCCCAAGGAGGAAACGUCACCGCGGAGCCGCAGGAUGCCAUGUUUUCCGGGGACUCGCGCGACUGCAAACUCUUCGAGAUCGGCCAGUGCUUUCCGGGGCCCGAAAACAGUAGGAUCUAUUUGGCAUAUCGUUCUAAACAGGAACAGAACUCGCCGAGUAUUUGGCUCCAUCGAGGCAGCGGCUGGUACCAUCUGGCUGACAAUUUUACCACGUACUUCCGCAUGAUGCUGGUUCAUUUGGGCCUGCCACUGUGGCAGUGUUGCGUCGCCGGGUUGCCCCUGCCUACCUGGGUCGAGCAAGCGUAUUUUCUGAUCGGGCCCCAUCUGUUGCCGUCCACCGUCGAGCCUACCGAGUCUGUGUCUGUUUCAUUGUGGAAUAACGGACCCGUUAACGUUCUUGAUCCGGCUAUCUUCAAGGCCAAGGAUAAUAAGCAGAGAAACGCUCGCAAAAAGUGAGCUUAUUUCAGUAUUGGUACUUGACAUUUUUUACGAAAGCAGAGUUCCGCUCAAGAUCAAGCUGAUAAUAAAGAAAAUUUGUAAUCUUUGCAGAUUCCCAAUAGAUCCUACCACAACAUAGUGAAAUAUUCUUUCUAAUACUUUAUCACUGAUUGAGUAUAGAUUACUAUAGAUGAAUACGUGUAAUAUGUGAUCACGAGUAUCAAACAGUGAAAAAUGGGUUUUCUCACUUUUCUCGCCAUGUAUCUAUAGAUAU